Pelobates fuscus (common spadefoot toad) is the source of this 1479-nucleotide messenger RNA. RefSeq names its product estrogen related receptor beta (gene ESRRB). Gene Ontology annotation, biological process: regulation of transcription by RNA polymerase II; nuclear receptor-mediated steroid hormone signaling pathway. The record is from RefSeq and is a predicted model, not a curated record. The coding region runs from base 145 to 1446 and encodes 433 amino acids. The transcript is spliced from 8 exons. Gene Ontology annotation, molecular function: nuclear steroid receptor activity; steroid binding; nuclear receptor activity. NCBI's taxonomy places the organism in Eukaryota, Metazoa, Chordata, Amphibia, Anura, Pelobatidae. Gene Ontology annotation, cellular component: nucleus; chromatin.
AGUCGUAGAGACUUUUAACAACAUUCCAGAAUUUGUCCGGUGUUCAUUUUGCCCAUUUGGACGUCACAACUGACAAAAGAGAAAUAUUUAUCAAAGGAGAAAGUGAGAUUUGUGAUAUCGAAGGACGAGAGGAAUGCAACAAAUAUGGAUUUCGCUGAAAACUGUGUCACGGACUCUCUGAGUUAUCACAAACAGUUCCUGUUCAGAGUCACCUCAGACGACCGCUCACUGUCCUCUGGUUGUUUCAUCAAACAAGAGCCUUCUUCCCUGCUGGGAUCUCCUACUAAUUACAGUCCCAGUGGAUCGUCUGAUACAAGUGGUUCAUUUAGCUUGGGUGGCACUCUGUGUGGACUGGACUCUUUUUUGUGCAGCAGCCACAAACAUUUUGACCUAUUCGAGCACUCUCAGUCCCCUGCCAUGUGCGAGUAUACCCUGGGUGCAGCACCCAGGAAGUUGUGUUUGGUCUGCGGAGAUGUGGCGUCUGGGUACCAUUACGGUGUGGCAUCCUGUGAAGCGUGCAAAGCUUUCUUCAAACGUACCAUCCAAGGUAACAUUGAGUACAGCUGCCCUGCCUCAAGACAGUGUGAAAUAACGAAGCGGAGGAGAAAGUCUUGCCAGUUUUGUCGCUUUAACAAAUGUCUGAAUGUUGGGAUGUUGAAGGAAGGGGUGCGUUUGGACAGAGUUCGAGGUGGGAGACAAAAAUACAAGAGACGUCAGGAAUCUGAAAAUAAUGUUUUCAAUGGAAUACAGAUUCCCCCAGGAAAACCCAUUAAAAGGAUUGUGUCAUACCUGUUGGUGGCAGAGCCGGAGAAAAUCUAUGCCAGGCCGGACCCAGCCGUGCCCGACAGUGAUAUUGCGGCUCUUACUAUCCUUUGUGACCUUGCAGACCGUGAGCUUGUGGUCACUAUUGGCUGGGCUAAACACAUUCCAGGUUUCUCCUCAUUGUCCCUUGGGGAUCAGAUGAGUUUGCUGCAGUCAGCUUGGAUGGAGAUCUUGCUGCUGGGCGUUGUAUUCCGCUCUCUGCCCUAUCAGAACCAACUGGUGUAUGCCGAGGAUUAUGUCGUGGAUGAAACCAGGUCACGCGUGAGUGGCUUACGGGAUCUUUACCUGUGCACGCUCCAGCUGGUACAAAAAUACCGCAAACUACGCGUGGACAAAGAGGAGUAUGUGACACUGAAAGCCAUAGUGCUCACUAACUCAGACUCUGCCCACAUUGAAGAUGUACAGCGAGUACAGAAUCUGCAGGACUGUCUCCAGGAAGCUUUGCAAGAUUAUGAGAACAUUCAACAUGCAAACGAAUCUCACAGAGCUGGGCAGCUCCUGCUCACCCUUCCCCUUCUGCGUCAAACUUCCAUGCGAGCUGUGCAGCACUUCCAUGCAGUGCGGGCUCAGGGCAGAGUGCCAAUGCACAAACUUUUCCUGGAAAUGUUAGAUGCUAAAGUAUGACCUGACAGGGGCACCCACUGAUCACGUUGAAGU